Molecule: messenger RNA, 2111 nt
Organism: Culex pipiens pallens (northern house mosquito)
Lineage: Eukaryota; Metazoa; Arthropoda; Insecta; Diptera; Culicidae
Gene: Alas
Product: 5-aminolevulinate synthase, erythroid-specific, mitochondrial
Exons: 2
Coding region: 28-1686 (552 amino acids)
Biological process (GO): erythrocyte development; heme biosynthetic process; hemoglobin biosynthetic process
Cellular component (GO): mitochondrial matrix; mitochondrion
Molecular function (GO): 5-aminolevulinate synthase activity; pyridoxal phosphate binding
Source: RefSeq, a predicted model, not a curated record
UGCCGCUCGGUAAGCAGCAUUAAGAAGAUGCCUUGCCCCUUCCUGACCCGUCUGAGCACCAGCUACGUGCGCAACUACGCCCCGGCCCUGCUGAAGGCGUACGGCGCCCAGUGUCCGGUGGUGGCGCGCACCAUCUCGACGCUGCAGAACCCGCCGCCGUCGGUGGAGUCUGCGUCCGCCAAGGUGGAGCAGAACCGGAACCUGAGCUCGCUGCAGCAGCCCAAGCCCAAGGAGGAGGGGGGCAAAAAGUGUCCGUUCCUGAGCACGGCCGCGCCCCACGUCAAGGAGCUGGGCGCGGAAAGUGUGGACGUUCCGGCGAGCCGGCCUUUCCAGUACGAGGAGUUCUUCCACGAGCAGAUUAUGCGCAAGAAGAAGGACCACUCGUACCGGGUGUUCAAGAAGGUGAACCGUCUGGCCGAGGCCGGUAAGUUCCCCCAGGCGCUGGAGUACUCCUGGGGUGAGCGUCCGAUUACGGUGUGGUGCUCGAACGACUAUCUGGGCAUGUCGUGCCACCCGGAGGUCAAGAAGGCCGUGGCGAACGCGCUGGAGACGUACGGCGCGGGAGCAGGAGGAACUCGGAACAUUUCCGGCAACUCGCUGAACCACGAGAAUCUCGAGAAGCGGCUGGCCCAGCUGCACGAGAAGGAAGGGGCGUUGCUCUUCACCUCGUGCUUCGUGGCCAACGAUUCGACGCUGUUUACGCUGGCCAAGGCUCUGCCCGGAUGCCACAUCUUCUCGGACGCCGGAAACCACGCGUCGAUGAUCAUGGGCAUCAAGAACAGCGGAGUGCCGAAGCACAUCUUCCGCCACAACGAUCCUGCGCACCUGCGCGAACUGCUCUCCAAGGUGGACAAGUCGCUGCCUAAGAUUGUUGCAUUUGAGACGGUGCACUCGAUGACGGGGGCAAUCUGUCCGCUGGAGGAACUGUGCGACAUUGCGCACGAGUUUGGCGCGUUGACGUUCGUCGACGAGGUCCAUGCCGUUGGGCUGUACGGCGCUCACGGUGCCGGUGUAGGAGAACGUGAAGGUCUGCUGCACAAGAUGGACAUCGUGUCGGGAACGCUCGGCAAGGCGUUCGGCAACGUGGGCGGCUACAUCGCCAGCACCUCGCUGCUGAUCGACAUGGUCCGCUCGUACGCGGCCGGGUUCAUCUUCACCACUUCGCUGCCACCGACGGUCCUGUGCGGUGCCCUGAAGGCCGUCGAGAUCCUGGCCUCGGACGAGGGUCGUGAGUUGCGCGCCCGUCACCAGGACAACGUCCGUUACCUGCGCACAAAGCUCCAGCAGGAAGGAUUCCCCGUCGAGCACACCCCAAGCCACAUCAUUCCAGUUAAGAUCGGCAACCCGGCCCAGUGCACCGAGGUGUCGGAUCAGAUGAUCAAACGCUUCGGCCACUACAUCCAGGCCAUCAACUACCCGACGGUGGCACGUGGCGAGGAGAAGCUCCGUCUGGCGCCGACACCGCAUCACAACCGCGACAUGAUGGACAUCCUGAUCCGGGACAUGAAGGUCGUCUGGAAGGACCUGGGGCUGCCGCUGAACGGACCACCGUGCACUGCGGAGUGCACCUUCUGCCGUAAACCGCUGCUGUUCGAUCGCUUCGAGUCGCGCACCAAGGCCGCUUGCGCCGCCGAAAUCAACUGUCAGAUCCCGAACUGCCCCCAGAUUGCGGCCAUCGCAAACUAAGCCCACUCUCACAGCUCUCUCGCGCCGGAAGUGGGCCGCAGUCUGAGUCAGACAGAAAAUAUUCCACGCAAAAAAAAAAAGAAUUUCAAAAAUUUCGGUGAAUGGUGUCUGUGUACUAUUUCUUGUUUUUAUGUUCAAUGUUCAACAGCAGCAGCAUAUCGUGCAGUCACGUGUCUCUAGGUGUCCUUCCGGAACCGGAAGUGUUUUUUCUUUGUUAAAUUUAAUGCUAUUUCCACGCAACUGUGAUCAAAUGGACAUAGUGGUGUCAAUACUUUUUUUUUAAACAUGUCUGUUGGUUUACUUUUAUGUUGUUUUUCUUUUUUUAAAUAAUUCGUAAUGCAAAGGCAAGAACCGUUUUGUUAUGUUACCUUCAAAUAAAUUGUGAAAACGGUUUGCUUUUAAAAUUCCUGCAAAUGUUACCAUCA